Messenger RNA from Emericellopsis cladophorae, 840 nucleotides. RefSeq names its product Transcriptional activator-like protein. The record is from RefSeq and is a predicted model, not a curated record. Gene Ontology annotation, biological process: regulation of transcription by RNA polymerase II. Bases 1 to 840 code for a protein of 279 amino acids. Lineage: Eukaryota; Fungi; Ascomycota; Sordariomycetes; Hypocreales; Bionectriaceae. Gene Ontology annotation, molecular function: DNA-binding transcription factor activity, RNA polymerase II-specific; RNA polymerase II cis-regulatory region sequence-specific DNA binding. The transcript has a single exon. Gene Ontology annotation, cellular component: CCAAT-binding factor complex.
AUGGACUACGCGCAGUAUCCUCCACAGCAGAAUAACCAGCAAGGCCUACAAGCGUCGCCCGUCAUUGGAUCACAGCAACAGUCCACGGGCCAGCCUCAACCGCACAACAUGUAUCAAGCACAAUAUGGUGUUCCCCAGCAGGGGAUGCAGCAGGUGCCAUAUGGCAUGCCGGGGAUUCAAGCAGCUGCCAUGGCCGCCACCGCUGCGGCCUCUGGGUCUAACUACCCCUACAUGCACCAAGAUCCGGCCAUGGCACACACCUCACCACGGAUGGGCGGCGCCAACCCUAAGAAGGAGGGCAGGCCGUCGCCGAGGAUGGGCAAUAUGUCUUCGAUGGACCGGCGGAUGAGCCAAGUCACCAGCCCUGGUGUGCCUGGCGGCUCCAUGAUGGGCCAUGGAGGACCGAGACCUGGCGUCGGGCCGCCCCAGAUGCCCCAAGCGCAAAUGCAACACCCCCAAUCGCCCGAGUUGCCCUCUGGCGCCGUGGAAGAAUCACCGCUGUACGUGAAUGCGAAGCAGUUCCACAGGAUCCUCAAGCGGAGAGUGGCGCGCCAGAAACUGGAGGAGCAGUUGCGAUUGACCUCAAAGGGCCGCAAACCAUAUCUGCACGAGUCGCGACACAACCACGCUAUGCGCAGGCCUCGCGGGCCGGGCGGUCGGUUCCUGACAGCCGACGAGGUCGCGGCGAUGGAGAAGGAGGAGGGCAAAGAGGGCAAGGAGGACGAGCCCAAGGAGGAGACGGCGGCCACGGGCAACAAGCGCAAAUCGCAGGCGGGAUCGGGCGGGUCGAACAAGAAAGCGAAAACGGACCAGGAGAAUGGGGAGGAGAACCAAGAGUGA